Molecule: messenger RNA, 1916 nt
Organism: Moneuplotes crassus
Lineage: Eukaryota; Ciliophora; Spirotrichea; Euplotida; Euplotidae
Source: the annotation of a GenBank genome assembly
ACUAAAUGGAAUCCAAAGCAAAAGUAUCUCUAAGCUUUGUCUGACUAGUAUGCCAAGAUAUCUUCGAUUCACCUUACACGCUGAAGACCUGUGGUCAUUCCUUCUGUGAAAAAUGCCUGAUAAAGGUCCAGAAGUUCUCUAUUCUUAAGCCAAACUAUUCUCCGAACUAUUUUAGGUGUCCUUUGUGCUCUCGAAUUACAGAUAUACCAAGCGGAGACUUCAAACAAGACAUUCCUUAUGCUGAAGAGAUAGAGCUAGCUAUCAGGGAAUGGAGAGAAAAGGAGUUCAAACUUGACGAGAAAUAUUCUGUUGCUGACAUAUGUAAAAACCAUCUCAAAAUCCUUGAAAAGUUUUGUCUUGAUGAUAAUCAUUUCAUUUGCUGGAUGUGACAUAAUUUCAACUACUCAGAUGAGCACAGGGGGCAUAAAGUAGUUGGACUUCCUGAAGCCUAUCAAAUUAUAAAGAAGCAAUCCAUCGCUAACCUAGAUCUUUUGGAAAGAAUGAAGAGAAUUGUUGAUGAUAGGAUCAAAUAUGCAUCCAAUUGAAGACAUAUCAUUGAAGCUGAUUGAAACAAUGCAAAGAUUUCUCUCAACGAAUACAUUGACAAAAUCAUCAGUGAUCUGAACGCUCUCAGAGAGAGAAAGAUACAGGAGCUUGAUGAAGAACAUACUGAGAGAGAUGCCUACAUGCUAGAAAACAUUGAGUCCCUCGAAGCUCUUUCUGACGAAGUCCAAAAUUUGUUGAGGGACACCCCUGAGACCCUUCACGGAGUGUUAAAAUAAAUAUAAAUCAACGACUGGGUUCAUCAAAACUCUCACUAAUAGCAUUAUUUUUCCCACUCAGACUGAUGUAAACAUCAAACUUGAAAUACCAAAGUAUGAGAAGAUCAAAAGAAUUAUUACUGAAUGUGAAACAGCAAUGACUGUCUCCUCAGUAGGGCUUCCUGAAAAUGUGAUUAAACUCAUAAACCCUCUUAUUGGUUCCAAAAUUAUCCCAGAAAAAGAGCAGACAGAUAUGAUCCUGAACGUACUCCCUAAUUUCAAAUCCGCAGAGCUUGCUUACAGACUGUCUGAUGAUAAAUUUCUAGGUCAGCAUUUCAGAAACAGGGUGUAUAACAAAGGCCCAACCUUGACAAUCAUCAGUGCGAACAAGGGGCAUAUCUUUGGUGGAUAUAGUCCUAUCUCCUGGACAGAAGGAACUGAUAACAACUGGAGAACAUCUGACGAUAGUUUCAUAUUCACUUUAACAGAUAACCAAGGAAGGCAACCUGAGAAGAUAUUCCUGGAGAAGAACAGGCAAUCAACUGCUCUUUUCCACUCCAGAAUCAGCUACGCGUUUGGAAGUGGCCAUGAUUUGAGUAUUAAUCUUAUCGACCUGAAGAGAUGAGAGUCAGCGUUAUUCUCCUAUGCCAUGCCGAAAUCAUCAACGACUGAUGCCAAUAAGUUCUUAGCGGGAAGAAGGGAUAAAUGGGAUGUAGAUGAACUAGAAGUAUUUUUGAUCGACAAGCCAAUAAACCAGAGUAGAUAUGAGAGCAUGCAGAAUUCUCUCCACUAUAUUGCUAAGAAAGCAAUGGUGGAAGAUGGUCUUCUGUCCAAAGAAGACGCAAAAGCAGGCUUCUUUGAUUUUAGGAAGGAAGAAGAAAAGCAAGAUCAACAAAAAGAAGAGGAGAAGAAAGAAAAAGUUGUUAAAAGCUAUCACAAUGAAGAAAAGUUUGAUGCUGAAUUACCUGAAGAGCAAGACUCAAUUUUAGACCACUCAUUCCUUUACAAAGAUCUUAUAAAGGAUGAACAUUUAAUGACUAAGCAAGAAGUCAUUGAGCGAGACAGGGAGGAACACCAACAGAAAAGCACUUUCCUCCAAAGUGAGCUCUAAUCUGCUGUCAUUUAGAAUGACAAAUUUCUUAAAUAAUUUGUGAG